AGUUGUUUAAGCAUAUGGUACGAUAAUUUGUUGGCCACUGUGAGAUGGUUCUGUGAAUGCAUGCGCGGAAGUGGUCGGUGGAAAGUGUGUGAAGGAAGUCAUACUUAAACUAAGCAUACCUUUAUACAUUGCUAGUUAUUUAAACGUAGUUUAAGCAUACGUUAAUAAAAGCCUACGAUCUCGUUAGAUGGAGGCAACAAGUGAAGCCAUAAAAAUAACACGUGUUCUUAUUAUUGCUGGAUGUGGAGAAGGAGAAGAUGCUGGCAUUUGACCUGGCAUAUCCCGAUGGGGAUAUAAUUUGGGGAAAGAAAAUGGUGUUAGUACAAGAGAUGAUGGUUGGUGAAGCUGUUGGCGAUUUGAAUGAUUUAUGAGACCGCAUGAGGCUAAACGAACCAGAAUAAAUCUAAUGAAUAACCGCUGCUAGGUGUGGAGAUGACUUCACACGGUUCCAUGAUUGAUAAGUGACGCUUUAACAUCUCUCUCUCUCCCACUACACAUUAUGUACGCACGUGCCUGAAUCUUUCGCUUUAAUGACGUGACACGUGACAACUACCGUGAGUAGAACAUCCACUGACGAAUUUAUGUGUGUGUGUGAUUUUGUACGUGUGUGACUCCCAACACCUGAAGCAUGAAUGACGGUGCUAAUUUAAUUCUGCUCAAAAUUGUUGAAUAUUGCUCAAAAACACUUUAAAGUGAAAUCGGUUUGUAAAAUGGCGGAAGGACUGUUGAAAAAAAAUAACAAACCACGAAAUGCUGGUGUAAUAAUGGAUGAUGUUCCAUUUGUUGGUUGCAUUGAAAGCCGCGGACAUGUUAAAACUCGCGUAUCAUUGUUCACGCCUGAGGAAAUUCGCCUGUAGAAUAUUGUUCGCGUGUGUGGUUGGGGAGUUUCGUUGUGAGUCCAUUGAAAUAGCGAUGAUGAGUCAGGCGGGAAGUAUUUUAUUUUUGUAAUAAACAAAUGCUGUAAUAAAUUAACUUCACCAUUGAUAAUAGACAGUGCAAAUGAUAAGCAGCGCUAGUGGGAUGAACACAUGACGUCAGUUUGACGAUAAGCACGACAUUCUUUAACAGUGCUGAUGUAAGUUUCGACAAGUUUAAACACGUUGGGACAGGCUCCAUCAAGAUGCACCAUAACGUGAUGCAAUCUUUUUCCUACCUUCACUACUACAAUCAAACUAUUCCGCCCUUAUGUACUGCACAUUGCUAGAAAACAUGAAAGAUCACGAUUUUCCACCCCUUCAUAAAUGACGAUCUUCCUACUGUAUGACCUCCACACAAGAACUCCCCCUUCCCAUUAUGAAACCAAAAGCCGGUCAUUAUCUAAGCACGCACCACCUAGCAUCCCCCUACCAACUCUUUUUUUCAUGCGCACUAUUAGUGGACGAUUUCAGGAAAUAAGAUUAAACUCCAACACUGACGCAAUCGCUAUGUGUGUGUGGUGAAAUUGGACACGAUGACUCAUCAACAAUGUCAUUGCCUAGUAGGGUGGUGGGUGGCGGUAUUGGGAGGUGGAUCGUAUGAUUGUAUGCGUUAUGCCGGUAGGACAGUGGAUCUAAAACAAAAACAAACAAGAUAGGCGAACGGGAAAGUAGCAUCGAGUAUAUAAGCUGACUGGAAGGGCAACCACUGCAUCAAACAAGCGUUAACAUUCGAUUGUUGCAACAAACAACGUCGCAAAUACAAACGUAAGGAGCGUGAAGUAAAUCAGCAACCGGUUCAGCAAACAUCUAGAGAAAAGCGCCAGUCAACAGCAAGUGCCAACAGUGAAGAGAAGUUCUCCAAAGUGCUUACAAUAAUUGCAGAGUUGCAGUGCAAGAAUCAUGGCGACACAGACACCCACUAUUUUACCGGAGUUCCACGGUGAGACGGACGAUUGGAAAGUGUACCAAGAGAUAUUGGACGAGUUUUACCGGGCUAAUGGGAUCGCUGGACAGGAUCGAGUACCGGUACUGAUCAGUGUGAUCGGUAAGGCAACGUACGGGACGCUGCGAAGUCUCUGCCAUCCGGCAGCACCGAAGGACAUGACUUACGAGGAACUGUGCGGUGUGUUGGCACGCCAGUUCAUACCGGAGAUUGCCAUCUUCCGGCACCGUGUACUGUUCUACCGUGCCGAACAACAGCGUGGCGAAAGCGUAAAGGAGUGGUACGCCCGGCUAAAGUCUUUAUCGAUGGAGUGCAUGUUUGACGAGAGCCUGCUAGAACCGCUGAUGGUGGACCGGUUUGUGAUCGGUUUGGUACCGGGACCGGUGCAGAACAGUCUGUACAAGGAGCAGGCUGAUCAGUUACGCACCAUUGACCGUGCAGUCACGUUGGCAGCAUCCAAGGAAGCGGAACUGAUGCAGGAAAAUGGAGACGAGGAAAUAGCGCGUGGUAUCGCCGGAUUAGCGAUUGAUGAUGCGAGAUAUGGUAGACGACAUCGGCGACAUGGAAAGCAUGCUCAUAUGUUUGGCCGCGAACAUGGACGGAUCGAUGGACAUGGUCGACACGGUAGACAUGGCCAUCAUCACCGCCAUGGACAUCAUGGGCAUCAUGGACAUUAUGGACAUCAUGGACAUCAUGGAGUUCAUGGACAUCAGGAACAUCCGAUCCGUCAUUUCGGACCACCGCCCUUUGGUCCGGGACCAUGGACAGGUGGCCACCAUAUGCGUGAAAUGACGGCACGGUGCCAUGGAAUGGCGCCCGGACCGUGGAUGGGUGGACGCAAGGGAAGAAGCGGUGUACCUGUGUUCCCUGGUAUGAUGGAAGGCUUUGGCCGGCACGGACGCCCGUGUGGAAAAUGGAGCAAGCGACACCAUCAUCAUCGCAGAAGUUCGUCUUCGAGCAGCAGCAGCAACAAUUCCAGCAAUGAUUCAAGCUCAUCGUCCAACUCUGAUUCGGACGUGACUACUGACGAGGAGGUUAAAAAGCAAUUUCAAAAGUUUCUGCGUCGUGAAAUGGCUGCGCACGGUCACAAACGACAUGGCCGUGGACGGCACCAUCGUCAUCAACAUCAACAAGAUGAGAAUCAACAAGAUCGACAUGGAAAACGAGGCUGUCGCAAAAAUCGUAAGCAGCAGGAUGAACCAAACGCACUGGCACAAAAGGAACAGGUUUCAUCCGAUGAUUCUACGUAACUGGAGCUAAACUGAAUGAAAUGAACUCUAGUUCGAGUUCGCUACAUUUUCAAAUUAAUUUGAAUCACUAUAAUCUCAUCAUUACUCCGGUGUUAUUGCUAACGGGUUACAGUUACUAAUCAAGCCGUCAACAAAAAAAAAAACAACAAAAGUGAUAACAAAAAUGUAUAAACAAAAAAAAAACAAAAAAAAAAAACAAAAA
Molecule: messenger RNA, 3312 nt
Organism: Anopheles funestus (African malaria mosquito)
Lineage: Eukaryota; Metazoa; Arthropoda; Insecta; Diptera; Culicidae
Exons: 1
Coding region: 1818-3110 (430 amino acids)
Source: RefSeq, a predicted model, not a curated record